Molecule: messenger RNA, 11246 nt
Organism: Scomber scombrus (Atlantic mackerel)
Lineage: Eukaryota; Metazoa; Chordata; Actinopteri; Scombriformes; Scombridae
Gene: sptbn2
Product: spectrin, beta, non-erythrocytic 2
Exons: 39
Coding region: 476-7567 (2363 amino acids)
Biological process (GO): actin cytoskeleton organization
Cellular component (GO): cortical actin cytoskeleton; cell junction; cell projection
Molecular function (GO): phospholipid binding; actin filament binding; structural constituent of cytoskeleton
Source: RefSeq, a predicted model, not a curated record
ACUAGCCUGCACUGCUGUGCUCUGCUCCAGCAAAUGCGUGUUCAGGGUUUGGAGGGAAGGAAUAGCUAGUGUUCCUUUGCUAUAACCUUGAGGGAGUGCAACCAAAAGUUUUUACUGCUACGAGUGUGGUGAAAUUCUUCACACGAGGAGGUGAAACAAGAGAACGUUUUGUUCUUCAGUUUUGUUUGAAAUUAUUCUUUGAAAGAAAUCCUCCACCCAUGCACUCACCGCUGUGUUUUCAUUGGACAAGGUGGAAGAUACAAUAGAUGAAGAAAAGAACAGGCAGCAACAUUUUCAAGCUUGUGUUGUGCCUUACUGAGGCACAGCAGUGAGGGAAUCUCGAAGAGGAGGAUAAACCAAGGCAUUUUGGAUGUACAAUAACUUGAUCUUCAAGAAAGAUUUCCUUUGCUGUGCUAUGCAGGAUAAAUCCCAUUCACUCUGUAUCUGAGAGGAAUAUUUAGGAGAGAAACCCAGAAUGGCCAUGGAGUGGGACCACAGAGACAGAGAGCCUUGUUUGUCCCCAGCAGCAUUUGUUAAUCAGGUGCAAUACUCUAACAUCCUGGAAGGAAGGUUUAAACAGCUGCAAGAUGAGCGUGAAGCAGUACAGAAGAAGACUUUCACCAAAUGGGUGAACUCUCACUUAGGCCGAGUGACCUGUCGCAUCGGUGACUUGUAUACCGACCUGCGUGAUGGCCGCAUGCUAAUCCGCCUUCUGGAAGUGCUCUCAGGGGAACAGCUGCCAAAGCCCACUAAGGGUCGCAUGCGUAUCCACUGCCUUGAGAAUGUUGACAAAGCCCUGCAGUUUCUCAAGGAGCAAAAAGUUCAUCUAGAAAACAUGGGCUCACAUGACAUUGUGGAUGGGAAUCACCGUCUCACUCUGGGUCUCAUCUGGACUAUCAUCCUUCGCUUCCAGAUCCAGGACAUCAGUGUGGAGACAGAAGAUAACAAGGAGAAAAAAUCAGCGAAAGAUGCCCUGCUGCUUUGGUGCCAAAUGAAAACUGCUGGAUACCCUAAUGUCAACAUCCACAACUUCACUACCAGCUGGAGAGACGGUCUGGCGUUCAAUGCCAUUGUGCACAAACACAGAUCUGACCUGAUUGAGUUUGACACCCUGAAAAGGUCCAAUGCUCACUACAAUCUCCAAAAUGCUUUCAAUGUGGCUGAGAAGGAGCUUGGCCUUACCAAGCUGCUUGAUCCAGAAGAUGUUAAUGUUGAUCAGCCUGAUGAGAAGUCCAUCAUUACCUACGUGGCAACCUACUACCAUUACUUCUCAAAGAUGAAAGCCCUGGCAGUGGAGGGUAAAAGAAUCGGCAAGGUGCUUGACUAUGCUAUUGAAGCAGACCAGCUGAUAGAGAAGUAUGAGACCCUGGCCUCAGAGCUGCUGCAGUGGAUUGAGCAGACUAUAGUGACGCUUAAUGACCGGCAGCUAGCUAACUCACUGAGUGCUGUGCAGAACCAGCUCCAGGCCUUCAACUCCUACCGAACUGUGGAGAAACCCCCGAAAUUUACAGAGAAAGGAAACUUGGAAGUUCUCCUAUUUACUAUCCAGAGCAAGAUGAGAGCAAACAACCAGAAAGUUUACAUGCCAAGAGAGGGCAAACUCAUCUCUGAUAUCAAUAAGGCAUGGGAACGAUUGGAAAAGGCUGAGCAUGAACGUGAGCUUGCACUCAGAAAUGAGCUGAUUCGCCAGGAGAAGCUGGAGAUGCUCGCUGCACGUUUCGACCGCAAAGCUGCUAUGCGGGAAACAUGGCUGAGUGAGAACCAGAGGCUGGUGUCCCAGGACAAUUUUGGAACUGACUUGGGAGCAGUGGAAGCUGCCACCCGUAAACAUGAGGCAAUUGAGACAGACAUUGGGGCAUAUUGGGAGCGUGUGGCUGCUGUAGAGGCUGUUGCUAAAGAGCUGGAUGCAGAAUCAUACCAUGAUGUGCGGCGUAUACUUGCAAGAAGGGAUAAUGUGCUUCGACUCUGGGAAUACCUGAAGGAGCUUCUGACUGCACGCAGAGAGCGGCUGAAUGCCCAUCGUGACCUACAGAGACUGUUUCAAGAGAUGCGCUAUAUCAUGGACUGGAUGGCAGACAUGAAGAGUCGUCUGCAGUCUCAGGACACUGGUAAACAUUUGCAUGAUGUCUUAGACCUACUCCAGAAACACACUCUGGUAGAGGCUGACACUUCAGCUCAGGCAGAGAGGAUCAAGGCAGUGCAGGGAGCUGCAAAGCGUUUCACUUCCUAUGAACAGGCCUACAAACCAUGUGAGCCGGGACUAGUUAGUGAGAAGGUUGAACUGCUGGGUCGAGCCUAUGAGGAGCUUGGCCAGCUUGCUGGGUCACGCAGAGAGCGUCUAGAGGACUCGCGCCGUCUGUGGCAGUUCCUCUGGGAUCUUGGAGAGGAGGCAGCCUGGAUCAGAGAGCAAGAGCAGAUCCUGGCCAGUGGAGACUGUGGACGUGACCUCACUUCUGCCCUUCACCUGCUCAGUAAACAUGAGGCUUUCAGGGAUGAGAUGGCAGCCCGCUAUGGCCCCCUGAGUAACAGCAUUGCUGCUGGGGAAACUUUGGUUAAGGAGGGACACUUUGGAGCUUCAGAGGUCACAGAGAGGAUUGAUGACAUCCAAGCACAGUGGGCACAUCUGGAGGAGACAACUAAGCUCAGAGAGCAGAGGCUGAAAGAAGCAGUAGCCCUGCAUCAGUUCCAAACAGAUGCCAAUGACAUGGAGGCAUGGAUCAUGGAGACUCUCAGACAGGUGUCCAGUCAGGAGGUGGGCCACGAUGAAUUCUCCACCCAAACUCUAGCACGCAAGCAGAGGGAAAUAGAAGAGGAGAUCCAGAGCCACCAUCCCGUAAUCGACUCACUGCACGAACAGGUCCAAGCACUGCCCCAGGCCUAUAUAAAUUUCCCACAGGUGGAUGGGCGUCUGCCUGCCAUUGAGCAGAGCUACGAAGAACUGAAAUCUCUGUCAGUAGCUCGUCGCCAGGCCCUGGAAGGUGCCCUGGCCCUCUACCGCAUGUUCAGUGAGGCUGGUGCCUGCCAGCUCUGGGUGGAAGAAAAGGAGCAGUGGUUAUAUGGCAUGGAGAUCCCAACCAAACUGGAGGACUUGGAGGUGGUGCAGCAGAGAUUUGAGACACUGGAACCUGAGAUGAACAACCUAGGCAAUCGUGUCAAUGAUGUGAACCUCGUGGCUGAGCAGCUGCUGAGCUCCGACAACUGUAACAGAGACCAAAUCCACCAGACCCGAGACCAGCUGGACAACAGAUGGAAGGAGUUCGAGCAACUUGCUGAUCAAAAGAAACAAGCCCUAGAGUCGGCCCUUAACAUCCAGAACUACCACCUGGAGUGUAAUGAGAUCCAAACCUGGAUGAGGGAAAAGACCAAAGUUAUUGAAUCCACUCAGAGCUUGGGCAAUGACCUGGCUGGAGUGAUGGCUCUACAACGCAAACUCACUGGCAUGGAGAGAGACCUGGAGGCUAUUGAGGGCAAAUUGGAUGACCUGAGAAAUGAGGCAAAGAAGCUGGCCAAGGAACAUCCAGAUGAGGCUGGAGAGAUUCAAGGACGCCUGGCAGGCAUUCAGGAGGUGUGGGAAGAGUUGAACGACACCAUGAAACGACGUGAGGAGUCAUUGGGUGAAGCCAGCAAAUUGCAGGGCUUCCUGAGGGACCUGGAUGACUUUCAGUCCUGGCUGUCCCGCACCCAGACAGCCGUGGCCUCAGAGGACAUUCCCACUUCUUUGCCUGAGGCGGAGAGUUUGCUAACACAGCAUGAGAGUAUCAAGAAUGAGGUGGAUAACUAUAAGGAGGACUAUGAAAAGAUGCGAGCGGUUGGUGAGGAGGUGACCCAAGGUCAAACAGAUGCCCAGCACAUGUUCUUGGCCCAGAGGCUCCAGGCGUUGGAUACUGGCUGGCAUGAGUUACGUCGCAUGUGGGAGAACCGUCACAGUCUUUUGGCUCAAGCCUUUGACUUCCAGACUUUCUUGAGAGAUGCAAAGCAGGCAGAGGCUUUCCUCAACAGCCAGGAGUAUGUGCUGUCCCACACAGAGAUGCCUACCAGUCUUCAGGGAGCAGAGGAGGCCAUUAAGAAGCAUGAGGAUUUCCUCACCACCACAGAGGCCAGCGAGGAGAAGAUAACUGGUGUGGUGGAGGCUGGACGGCGCCUCAUUAAUGACUGUAAUGCAAACUCUGAUAAGAUCCAGGAAAAAGUUGAUUCCAUCCAGGAGAGGCAUCUUAAGAAUAAGGAGGCUGCAAAUGAAUUGCUGACAAAGCUUAAGGAUAACCGUGAACUGCAACACUUCCUUCAAGAUGGACAGGAGCUCACAUUGUGGAUCAAUGAGAAGAUGCUGACAGCUCAGGACAUGUCAUAUGACGAGGCCAGAAAUCUUCACAGCAAGUGGCAGAAACACCAGGCCUUCAUGGCAGAGCUGGCCUCUAACAAAGACUGGCUUGACAAAAUCGAUAAGGAGGGUCAGGCGCUGGUGGCAGAGAAGCCAGAGCUGAAACUUAUUGUCCAGCAGACCCUGGAGGACCUACAGCGUCAUUGGGAGGAGUUGGAGGGCACCACCCGCACCAAGGCUCAGUGCUUGUUUGAUGCUAACCGGGCAGAGCUCUUCACACAGAGCUGCUCUGCUCUGGAUGUCUGGCUUAAAAAUCUUGAGGGUCAGCUGCACAGUGACGACUAUGGCAAGGAUUUGACAAGUGUGAACAUCCUGCUCAAGAAGCAUCAGAUGCUGGAGCACCAGAUGGAUGUCCGGGAGAAGGAGGUGGAGUCGCUGCAAUCUCAGGCCCUGGCCCUGUCUCAGGAAGAUGCUGGACUUGCUGAAGUAGAUGGUCAGCAAAGGCGUGUCACUGACAACUUUUCCAACCUUCAGGAACCUCUCACACUGAGGAGACAGAAACUGCUCGCUUCCAAAGAGGCACACCAGUUCAACAGAGAUCUGGAGGAUGAAAUUCUAUGGGUGAAAGAGAGGAUGCCUUUGGCGACCUCCACAGACCAUGGAAAAGACCUGCCCACAGUACAGCUGCUAAUCAAGAAGAACCAGACAUUGCAGAAGGAGAUCCAGGGCCAUCAGCCUCGCAUUGAUGACAUCCACAGACGAGGGCAGACUCAAAGCCAGGUAGAUGGUGAGAGACAGUCUGCUCUUGAGGAGCGCCUUGUUGAGCUGAAGGACCUCUGGGACCAGCUGAUUGCCGAGACAGACAAGCGUCAUGCCCGUCUAAUAGAGGCCAAUCGCGCACAGCAGUUCUAUGCUGAUGCAGCCGAGGCAGAGGCCUGGAUGGGAGAGCAGGAGCUACACAUGAUGUCAGAGGAAAAGGCUAAGGAUGAGCAAGGUGCACUAGUGAUGGUCAAGAAGCACCAGAUCCUGGAACAGGCACUUGAAGACUACGCCCAGACUAUACACCAGCUAGCCAACAGCAGCCGACUCAUGGUCACCAGUGAACACCCAGAGAGCGAGAGAAUCAACUUACGACAAGCCCAAGUUGACAAGCUGUACGCAGGAUUGAAAGACCUUGCUGAGGAGCGUCGUGGACGUCUUCAGGAGAGGCUGCGGCUAACCCAGCUGAAGCGGGAGGUGGAUGACCUGGAACAGUGGAUUGCCGAAAGGGAGGUGGUUGCUGGUUCACAUGAACUAGGACAGGACUAUGAGCAUGUCACAAUGCUGAGAGACAAGUUCCGGGAGUUUGCUCGUGACACUAGCACCAUUGGCCAAGAGCGUGUAGAUGGUGUAAAUGGGCUGGCAGAUGACCUGAUUGAAUCGGGUCAUCCGGAGAAUGCCAGUGUGGCUGAGUGGAAGGAUGGGCUCAAUGAGGCCUGGGCUGAUUUGCUGGAGCUGAUUGACACACGCACACAGAUGCUGGCAGCCUCCUAUGAGCUGCACCGCUUCCAUCAGGAUGCCAUGGAGGUGCUUGGACGUGUUAAGGAGAAGAGGGAGGCGUUGCCCACUGAGCUUGGACGUGAUCUGAACACUGUCCAGCAUCUACACAGACAGCACAACACUUUAGAACAUGACAUCCAGGCCCUCAGUGGACAGGUGAACCAGGUGCAAGAUGAUGCAGCACGGCUGCAGAAGGCCUACGCUGGAGAGAAAGCUGAUGACAUUAAUAGGAGUGAACAUGCUGUGACGUCUGCGUGGGAGGGCUUGCUUGAGGCCGGUCAGACCCGCAGGAUCCUCCUGCAGGAUACUGUGGAGAAGUUCCGUUUCUUCAACAUGGUGCGAGACCUCAUGCUCUGGAUGGAUGGCGUCAACCUGCAGAUUGAUGCACAUGAUAGCCCCAGGGAUGUAUCCUCUGCAGGGUUGGUCAUUGCCAAUCAUCAGGACAUCAAGUCAGAGAUUGAGACCAGAGCAGACAGUUUCACUGCCUGUAUUGAGAUGGGAAAUACUCUCAUCAACAAUAAUCACUAUGCAGCUGAUGAGAUCCGUGAGAAACUUGUGCAACUCCAAGAAAAGAGAGACAAGAUCAACAAAAAUUGGCAAGACAAGAUGGACCAUUUACAAAUUGUGCUGGAGGUGUUGCAAUUUGGACGCGAUGCUUGUGUGGCAGAGUCUUGGUUGGCAGGGCAAGAACCUCUGGUGCGAACAGCAGAGCUGGGCUCAAAUGUGGAUGAGGUGGAAAGUCUAAUUAAGCGGCAUGAGGCCUUUGAGAAACUUGCUGCUUCCUGGGAGGAGCGCUUUGUUCUUCUGGAGAAACUCACUACACUGGAAGAACAGGAGAUGCAGAGGAGGCGAGAGGAAGAGGAGAGGGCACGGCGACCCCCAACACCACCCCCAACAGUUGAAGUGGCACAAUCUGAGACAGAAAGUCAAGCACAUGAUUCUGCAGCCAGAACCAGUCUGGACCAGACAACACUCAAUCAGUCGGUGUCAGUGAAUGGAGUACACAGCGACGACACAUCUCAGCAGUCAUUAUCGCUAUCGUUGUCAGUGGGAAAGAAAUCAGAGCCUAAACGUGUGUGUAAGCCAAAGCAGCUGGAGCGUGGCUCGGAGUCAGAGUCAGUGAACGGACCAGGUAGAGACAGCGGGCUGGCAUCUUCUCGUCUCGAUCCGUCUGCCACCUUACCGAGCAGGGGUGGAGCAGAGUCUGAGCCAGAAACCAUGGAGGGCAUGCUCUGUCGAAAACAGGAGAUGGAGUCCCACAUGAAAAAGGCAGCUACUAGGUCAUGGCAGAAUGUGUACUGCGUCCUAAGAAAAGGAAGUCUUGGUUUCUAUAAAGACGGCAAGAGCGCUAGCAAUGGCAUUCCAUACCACGGAGAGGUACCCAUCAGCCUCGGAGAGGCUGUUUGUGAAGUAGCUCACGACUAUAAGAAGAGGAAAUUUGUAUUUAAGCUCAGGCUAGGAGAUGGAAAAGAAUACCUGUUCCAAGCAAAGGAUGAGGCGGAAAUGAGCUCCUGGAUCCGUUCCAUCCUCGGCUCCAUUCCAACAGGAGCAGGGGACUCACCUGGUGUUCCGCGGGCCCUCAGCCGUGCCAUGACCAUGCCUCCCAUCUCCCCCGGCUCAGGUGAUACCGGAGGUGUUACCAUGCGCAACAAAGAUGGCAAAGACAGGGAUCGUGAGAAGAGGUUCAGCUUCUUUGGCAAGAAAAAAUAGAACAUUUGUAAAAUUAUCGAUGGAAACUACAUUUGUCAAAAUUUCAACAAACUGAAACAGGCAGAAAGGAAAGUACAAACAGGUCAUACAAACACACUGCUCUCAGUGCAGGCCCCAAGGAAUUUGUCGACAGCUGCUGUAUGUGGCUUCCAGAGAACUUUGUUUCUUUUCUUUCUCUCUGAUUCUCUCCCUCACCGGUUUUUAUCUGUCAUUUACUUUUUUUCGUUCGCCCAUAUUCCACAUUUUACUGCACCCAACAAUGAAAGCCCUCAUCCAAAGGCAAUUUCAGCCAAUUAGCAGAGCUUCUUAGUCUGAGUCACUAACACAGCCAAGUUGUUGGAGGUGCGGUUGGCAUUAGCAGGGAUCCUGCCUCAGUUCAGGACCAAUCCACCAAAUCGGCUCCUCUUCAGCAUGAAUAUUUUCUCUCCAGUGAGUCUUGACUAGCUGAGCUGUUUUGAUGCUGUGUCACUAAUAUAAUGAUGGAUGGUGGCUUUCCUCUGGUGCACUCCGGUUUUAGUUCCCCACUUCUAAGCUCUCUCUUUGGGAAGGAUUACAUCAGUCUCUUUUUCUGUUCUUGGUAUUGAUGUUAUUAACCUGACCGAUAUUAUUGCUAUUAUUAUUAUUAUUAUUAUUUAUCUUUUGCUAUUGUUGGUUUGAUAAAACAAACUAAUUAAUUUGACAAUAGAUCAUCUUGAUUCAUGUUGUGGAGAGAAACACAUUUGGUUAAAGUAGUGGAGAAUGUUGGGCUUGCCCUUGUAUGUAUUAUUAUUAUUAUUUUUUAGGAAUGACAGUUCAUGAGGUGUUUUGAAAAAAAUAAAUAAAGCUCAUUUAAUUUUAGCAGUGUGCAGUAAGUGAUCACAAGUUUCAUUGGGAAAAUGAUAUAUAUAUAUAUAUAUAUAUUUAAUAAGUGGUUUUAUUUUUUAUUUGAUCUAAUUUUGCCUGUAUUUGAUUAUUUCUUGGAGUGAUCUUUUCUGCUUGAUUUUCAACUUUCUUUUUGUCUGUACAAAGCAGAGAAGAUUAGUUUUCUAGUGUGUGUGUGUGUGUGUGUGUGUGUGUGUGUGUGUGUGUGUGUGUGUGCGUGCGUGUGUGUGUGUGUGUGUGUGUAUGCGCGUGUGUGAGUUGUGGUGCUGUGGAUUUUGCACGUUUAUGUUAUUCCUGAUCAAACGUGGCCAGAUGGACGCUGCUUUUCGGUACGCGAACGCAGAUGAAAACCAGACACAAAACACAACAUAAUAUAACUGGAAUGAUUUUAUGAAAACUAGCUUUUCUUUGCUUUUGGUUUUAUUAUUUGUAAGCUGACCAAUGAAGUUUCUCAAGAUGGUUUCAUUAUUUCUGUUUCAGUCUUCUAAUAUCUUUUCCAUUCUCUCUCUACUGGUGUGAAGGCAUGGGGGCAGUUUGUAGAUAAAAAAGCUGAAGCACAUCUUCUGUGGCAGACUGCACGGACACGAGCAGGACAGACGGACAGCUGACAGGUCUCAUUACAGGUGAAGUGAGGGCUGUGGAAGUGAGAUUAGAUAGGCAGUGAAGAGAGAGAGAGAGAGAGAGGUGUACUGAGCCUUACUUGAACCCACAUCAGAUACACUAAAUCCAACCUCCAUUUAAACAGUCCGUAAAGGAAGCUUUUAGAGUAUGAAGAGAAUGUUAAAAUGUGCCCUGUGGCAAUGAUCUAAUGUACGUCAGUGGAUUGUAUAUGCAGGUACUAUAUGCAGACUGAAUUAGAAAAGAGUAACUAUGACAGGCUCUGCUCUCUAGCAGAGUGAGUAGUCCUAAAUUCUCUUACCUGAGCCUUGCGUUCCUGCAGAUGUGGCAUGACUUCGUAUAGGUUUGUGCUUGUAUGUGUCUCAUCAUUGCCAUCAAUUCUCUUCUGUGUUGAUGUACUCUGAAAAGACAAGAUCACUUCAUAUUCAGGGCUGGAAAGCAACAUAUAAUAUGUGAUCGACAUUUACGAUAAUCCAAAACAAGAUCAAAACAAUCCAGUAUAUGAUAGUUGUUUAUCACUAUCCUCACAUACUGUACAUGUUUGAAAUGAGAAGGGCAUUUACAGUAUAUUGUGAGACUGUAGGCAGUAGAGUAAUUUUAUAUAAAUAUGUUGACACCACUGAGUUGGUUGCUGAUAACUAUAAUUAUUGUCAGUGUCAAUUUGCCUUUUCUUACUGCCAAAAUGCAACAAGAUGUAACUGGAUAACAAUUCUGAAUUGAAGAGUUUUAAUGGAUUAUCUUACUGGUUGCAGGUAAUCAGUUAUUUGUAAUUUAUUACGUCUUGAAAGUAACUCUUUUAAGCUGGUGAUUGCAUGGUUGUGUAGACCACUCUUUAGAGGGCUGAUCAGUUUGCAAGAAUGUCCCACCAACCUGCUGUGAUAACACAGAUAGCUGGAAGUAAACUUGCAUUUGGUUGCACUGGUGUAAACAGGUUGGCCUUAUUUUCCAGUCCCAAAUGAAUGUGGAACUGGUGGGACCAUUGCUCAAAUCAAAGACCCUCCAAAUCAGAGAAAAAAAGGUAUCUCAUCAUCCAGACUAAUGACUGUACCUGGUCCACACUUUAUCAAACUGACUGCCUCGUCUCUGUCAGUGAGAUUUUGGAUCCUGGAUGUGUGACAGAGCUCCCAGUUUCAGUCCAGUUUAAGUAAACUAAACUAUGAUCUGGGAAGUUAAUAAGGUCAUUGCAUACAUAAGUGAGCCGGUGCAGUUCAUUGUGCACAAUUUCAAAUGGAGGUGUCAUUCUUCCCUAAUGGAUGAGCUAUUUUUAGCAACAAUUGCUACUUCAUCCAUGCUCUGGGCAUCAGGCACAGCAUCCAGCUGAUGGAGGGUAGUUCAAGUUUAAAGGUCACACAGUGUAUUUUCUUAUCAGCUCAUUUGAAUGUGAAUGAUUGAAAUUAGUUUGGCCAAAUUGGUCACGUGAAGCAAAAAUACUUGAUAUUACAUGAGCGCUCUCUCUCUUUCACACACACAACACAUUCGCACAUAAAUACUGUACUGUAUGUUUAAUGCAGAACGACCCUGGCGAUCCAGUCUUGUGGAAAUGUCCUCAGCUGGCUGUGAUUCGAUGUUGCAUACGGCAUCCUUUUAAAAUAACAUUGUGUUACUGGUGAGCUUUGACCAGGAGAUGGAAAGUAUGUAUUAUCAAUGUCAAAGAGAUGAGUUUUUUGGUUUUGAGAGUACUUGUGACAAUGGGGUACUUAAUGAAGAAGAAGAAAAAAAAAACACUUGUACUUGUUAAGUAUUAAAUUUGAGUGACAAAGACCGGUGACAAUUUGAGCUUCCUUUUUUAGAAGAAGGCAGGAUAUUUGCUGUCUAGUGGGAGCUUGUAUUUUUUCAUCCAGUGGUCUGUCUUGCAGCAUUUGAUAAACCUGUCCACCUACCUUUUAUUUCUCAUUACUUUUGACGAAUGUCUGUUCCUUCCUCUGUAAUUCAGAGUUGUUAAUACCACUACUAUUAUUAAUUGCUAUUAUUAUCAUUAUUGCUACUGUUGUUACUAUUACUACUACUGUUACUAAUGCAACUUAUUGCAAAAAGUAUAACUGCUGUCCAUUUUCAGGUACGUGUCUGUAAUACCAGACCCUUCCACACGAUGUCAGUGUGCUGUGGAGCAUUUUCAUUACAAAUCGAGAUAAUGUUUGUUGACUUGUGUAUCUACAUCUAAUAUUAGGAAUAAUAAAACAUGGUUUAAUCAAAAACACAA